GACUCCCAAUUUACUGCAUUGCUUUCCGGCCAUGCUUCAAGCCCUGAACCUCUACAGCGUCACAUGCCAUAGAGCAAUUCGACACAGCACCUUCAGACGUGUCAACUACCAGCUGCUCUUCGCCGUCUCCCGAUACUCGACUACUACCACCUCGCCCUCCCGCAAGCUGGCCACCAUGGCGCAACACUCCCAUCAGUUCAUGAACACCUCCGGCGAGACGGACCCGGUCUGGGUCCGCCACAUGCCCUACUCCAAGUACCCGCACUUCCCUGCCCUGGAUGGGAACGUUGAGACCGACGUCUGCGUCGUCGGGGCCGGCAUCGCCGGUAUCUCCAUCGCGUACGAGCUGGUCAACCGCGGCAAGCGGGUUACCAUGAUCGAGGCCCGCAAUGUCCUCUCCGGAGAAAGCGGCCGCACCAGCGGCCACCUGUCCAACGCGCUCGACGACGGGUACACCGAGAUCCAGAAGAAGCACGGGUCCCAGGGCGCGCGGGCCGCGGCCGAGAGCCACACCUGGGCCAUCCAGCGCGUCGGGGAGAUCUCCAAGUCCCUGGGCAUCGACUGCGAGUACCGCACGCUGCCGGCCUAUGAGAUCUCGCAGUACCCGCGCGGCGACUCCAAGCACGACCAGGAGAUCGUGGAGCUGAAGGAGGAGGUCGAUCUGGCCCAGCAGCUGGGCCUCCGGGCCUCGUACCACGAGGGACUUGCCGUGAAGGGCUGGAACGGCGCGAUUGACCAGCGCGACGCGGCCGUCUUCGCCGACCAGGCCACCUUCCACCCGACCAAGUACUUUGUCGGCGUGCUGGAAUGGCUGCGCCAGCAGCCCAAUUUUCAGUGUUUCACCCAUACCCGCAUGAUGUCUGUCGAGGAGAAGGAUCUCGUCCAAGUGAAGACGUUCAAUGGCUACACGAUCACCGCCAAUGACGUCAUCCAGGCCACGUGCGUCCCGCUGCAGAAGCUGAGUGUCAUCGCCGAGAUGGAGUACAUGCGCACGUACUGUAUUGCCAUCCGCGUGCCGAAGGGGUCCAUCGAGGACUGUCUUCUGUAUGAUGAGGCAGAGGCGUACAAGUACAUCCGCUUCACGGAGUGCGAUGCGAAAGAUGACUAUCUGGUGGUCGGGGGUUGCGAUCACAAGGUCGGCCAGGAGGAGACGGGAGGCCGGUUCGAGGAGCUCGAGACCUGGGUGCGCGAGCGAUUCACCCAGGCCGGGUCGGUCGACUACCGGUGGAGCGGGCAGAUUUUUGAGCCUGUCGACUAUAUGGCGUUCAUCGGUCGCAACCAGGGCCAACACCAUACCUAUAUUGUGACGGGCGAUAGCGGGAACGGACUCACCCACGGUGUGCUAGCAGGCAAGCUGAUCGCGGACGAGAUCACGGGCACUGAGAACGCUUGGGCUCAGCUGUACAACCCCAACCGUCUCAAGAGUAUCGCGAAGUCGAUGCCUAGCAUGAUAAAGCAUGAUCUGCAGAUCAACGCCCAGUACAAGCGGUGGAUGCAAUCCGACAUCAAGGACAUCGAGGAUCUCGCGCCUUGUUCGGGAGGCGUGAUGAAAGAGAACCCGGCCAAGCCGAUCGCCGUGUACAAGGAUGAUCAGGGCAAGGCCCAUAAGUACAGUGCCAUCUGCCCUCACAUGAAGGCUGUGUUGAGUUGGAAUGAUACAGAGAAGAGUUGGGAUUGCCCGGUCCACGGCAGUCGGUUCAGCUGCGACGGAGUGUGUAUUGAGGGACCGUCCAAGGCCAACCUGACGCCCAUGGAUGAGUUUGCGAAACGUGAGCAGCGUGCUCAAGAGGCAAUGUAAAAGAUAGUAGAAUUUUCUUCUCUUUUUUUUUGUCUUCAUUCAUAGGAAGUAUGUAAUGAUUUAAAUCCAGUA
Aspergillus uvarum CBS 121591 is the source of this 1870-nucleotide messenger RNA. Its product is annotated as FAD-dependent oxidoreductase. The coding region runs from base 32 to 1798 and encodes 588 amino acids. The record is from RefSeq and is a predicted model, not a curated record. The transcript has a single exon. Gene Ontology annotation, cellular component: cytoplasm. Gene Ontology annotation, molecular function: 2 iron, 2 sulfur cluster binding; oxidoreductase activity. Lineage: Eukaryota; Fungi; Ascomycota; Eurotiomycetes; Eurotiales; Aspergillaceae.